AUGAGUACCUCCGGAGAACACGUUGCUUUUCAACUUUACCGAUAUACACCUUCCCUCCCUGCAGCUGUGAUCUUCGCCGUCCUGUUCAUUCUGACCACGGUAUAUCAUAUUUACCAACUCGCCAAAAGUCGCUCUUGGUACUUCGUGGCAUUCGUCUUAGGUGGAGUUUUUCAAAUAAUCGGGUACAUUGCACGAGCGGCGGCGCACACAAAUACUAAAAGUGUACCUAUUUAUUCGAUCCAAACAAUUCUAAUUUUGCUGGCACCGCCGCUCUAUGCUGCGUCCAUCUACAUGGUCCUUGGAAGAUUGGUUCGGCAUCUUCGGGCUGAAAGUUACAGUAUGGUACCGUUGAAAUGGAUGACAAGCAUAUUCGUGACGGGCGAUGUGAUUGCAUUCUUGAUGCAAGCAGCAGGCGGAGGAAUCAUGGCGAGUGGUACAAUUAGCGCAAUGCAAACCGGCGAACAUAUUACAAUUGGGGGCCUCUGUGUGCAGCUUGUCUUCUUCACAUUCUUUGUGAUCACGUCGGUUGUCUUCCACGUUCGCAUCCGUUCGAGACCAACUCAGCAAACAAUCGGGGCAAGACAAAACCACGGAUUGCGAAUCACGCGCAGCUGGGAGUCCGUUCUUUGGGGGCUGUACGCUGCCAGCAUUUUGAUUUUGAUACGAUCGGUCUUCCGUCUCAUUGAAUACGCGCAAGGCAAUGACGGCUAUUUGAUUAGCCAUGAAGCUUUCAUGUAUAUUUUCGAUUCGACGCUGAUGUUUGUUGCCAUGGUGGCCACGAACGUGCUUCACCCUUCUGUGAUAUUGACUCCGAGUCGUAAGGGUGAUCUAAACUCGAUGGAACCUUUGAGAUCUUUUUCACGGACGCACUGA
Molecule: messenger RNA, 873 nt
Organism: Penicillium macrosclerotiorum
Lineage: Eukaryota; Fungi; Ascomycota; Eurotiomycetes; Eurotiales; Aspergillaceae
Product: RTA1 domain-containing protein
Exons: 3
Coding region: 1-873 (290 amino acids)
Cellular component (GO): membrane
Source: RefSeq, a predicted model, not a curated record